Hemibagrus wyckioides is the source of this 3077-nucleotide messenger RNA. It is a transcript of the gene retreg2, whose product is annotated as reticulophagy regulator family member 2. NCBI's taxonomy places the organism in Eukaryota, Metazoa, Chordata, Actinopteri, Siluriformes, Bagridae. The coding region runs from base 150 to 1718 and encodes 522 amino acids. The transcript has 9 exons. The record is from RefSeq and is a predicted model, not a curated record.
GCGUGUAGUGAACAGGGCGUGGUUUGGGAUCAGGCUUGUUUUGGUAAUCAGUGACGGCUGCACGGACUCUGUAGAGCCCCGUGAUCUGGCAGAGGCGCAGCGCUUCAUAAUACAAAAGCCGAAAGAAAGAGAGAUAAAAAGAAAGGAAAAUGGCGAGCGGGGAGGAGGCCGCGCGCCCGUCCGUCCCGUCCUCCUCCUCCUCCUCGUGCAGUCCGGUGGGCCUCGAGGCGCUGUUCCCGGCCGCGUGCUCGGAGCGGAGCGACAGCCCCGAGCUCCUGAGGCUCCGGCGGCGGCUGCAGCGCUGGCUCGCGCCCCACGAGCGCGCGGUGCUGUGCGCGCAGAGGCUGCUGGUGUGGGAGAGGCCCGUGCACAGCGCCGUGGCUGCGCUCGCGCUCAACACCGCCUUCUGGUUGUUGUCGUCUACGUCUCUGCGUCCCCUGUUCCUCAUCUCUGCGUCCCUGCUGACCUUCAGCAUGUUGGACAGAUGGAAGGACAAGCUGCCUCAGAUCACCGCGCUCCACUCAGAGGCACCCGGGAUCGAACGAGAGAGCAUGAGCGUCCACCCCAGGCUGCUGAGCGUCUCUGAGCUGAGCCACCACCUGGCCGAGAGCUACCUGACCUGCAGCCUCUACGUCCAGGAGAUGCUCCAGUAUAAACGCCAGAAUCACGGCAAGUUCUGUGUGAUGACGUGUUCAGGAUGCCUGCUGUUGGCCUUGGUUGGACACUACAUACCCGGAAUCAUGAUCUCCUACAUUAUUUUGCUGAGUGUCUUGCUCUGGCCUCUGGUUGUGUACCAUGAGCUGAUCCAGAAGAUGUAUACGGGAUUAGAGCCGAUCCUGAUGAAGCUGGACUACAGCAUGAAGGGAGACACGCAGCACCGCAAACACGACAAGAGAAAGGUGAAAAAGGAGCAGGAAGAAGGAGAUGAGCCGAGGGCCGAGACGGAGAGCGAGAGCGAGGAGGAGCUGUCCUGCUUUGCCCCCACUGUGGACGUGAAGACCACGGCGUUGGCGAUGGCCAUCACCGACUCCGAGUUGUCUGAUGAGGAAGCGUCCAUCCUCGAGAGUGGAGGGUUCUCUGUGUCCAGAGCGACCACGCCUCAACUCACAGACGUUUCAGAAGAUUUGGACCAGCAGAGCGUACACAGUGAACCUGAGGAAAGCUUCUCCAAGGAUCUCCCAGAAUUCCCUUCGGUGGAGGAAUUUCCAUCCAUCGAGUCCGGACUUUUUCACUUUCCCCUGGGUACUCCCGAGGAGUCUCAGAGCCCGGCCAGUUUGCUCAUCCAGCACCUCGCCUCUCCGCUGCACUUCGUCAACACGCACUUCAACGGACAAGGACAAGGCCGCGGCACAGCGAGCGAGCCCGAGUCGUCCCCUCGCACCCUGGAGGCCCUCAGCGAGGAGAUCGUGAGCUCCGCCAUCUCCACCGUGGUGCAAAACACCCUCUCCGCCCUGCUGAGCUCCUCGGAGGCGGCCGAGGCGCCCGACGUGGCCGAGUUCCUUCCUACCGAAACGCCUCCGUGUCCUACAGAGUCGCCUCUCGAGGAAGGGGACAGAACCGGCGAGGACACAACGCUCGUUCCACCAGAGGACGAGGACUUCGAGCUUCUGGACCAAAGCGAACUGGAGCACAUGGACGAAGGGCUUGGGUUAGGGUUUGACGGACAGGAGACUCCGACAGACGCGCCGCCUAGUGACCGGCAACCACACGAGUCCUAGCUUGUCCCGUAUCCAUGUCCCGAACUGCCCUGUUUAUUUAUAGCGUAGAUACGUUCCACACACUGAAGGCUCUCUGUUACCAGUCGCUGUUGUGUUUUAUUGAGUCGAGAUCUCGCCCUGACCGAGGUUUGUGCUCAGGUGAGAACCGCUGAGUGACAGGAAGUUUUUCCAGUACGUAUAAACGUAUGGAAUGAUGGCAUUGUGUCUGAGGCUGAGCGCUCUGGAGAAGAAACAAAAAUCUUAGGUAUCACUUCAGACCUUGAAGGAAAAAUCGACCCUGAAUAACUUUUACUGAUUUAUUUUUGUUUUUUUAACGUUAGACAGAUUUCCCAGAACGCCGUCAUUGAUAUUGUCGUCACCAUUAUGUUGAGACUGUAUCGAGUAUACAAGGAGGAAUUUCAAGUUGAGUUACAAGAUUUCAGUCAGAUUAGCAGUUAGACAGAGCGAUGCAGCGGCACUUGAAUUUUUUAGCCCUGUCCAGCUAAACCUUUGCAUGCUGUGAAUUUGAGUCUAGCCUUGAGUCCCGCGUUUCCGAAACACGUACGCUAAAUUUCUCGUUAAUACGUCGGUGAAUUCUGGCAUUAAAACGAAGUAAAAAACGAGGCUGUAUUCCCUAAAUUUAUUCAUCAACAAAUAAAAAGAUGUGAUUAAAAAUGAUGUCAACAUAAUCAUGUUUCAGGGUGGCAUUUUUCCUUUAGGAUAAAACUCAAAGGCCAUAAUAUCUGUAGCUUACUGAAAGAAAUCUUUUCUACUUUUUGUUUUGUUUCUUUUACACAUUAAUGAAAGGCAUUUCUUUCUUUCUUUCUUUCUUUUUCUUUCUUUCCCCCUCCACUUCUCCCAAAUACUGAUGAAGAUGAAACCUUACAUAUAAAGAAUUUCACUAAGAAGAUCGUUCCCUUUUUCAGUCAGUAAGAAAUCGUGUUUUGGGAGUUUUCACUUUUCGUCAUACCGUUAAAAAAAAAAAAAUUCAUAAAGAAGGGAGUAAUCCUUGUGUGAGCAUUACACCUUGUACAAAAAAAAACAAAACAAGGGAUAACGUUGUUUUAUUAGCGUGUAGAUCCUUAACCCAGAGACCUAAACCACUCAAAUGAUUAUAACCAGUGUAACUUUAAAGAGAUGUUUUAUCGUUUCUAGUUCUGUUCAUAUUAAUAUAUAUACACGUAUGAAUCUAUAUAUAAAUAUAAAUAUAUCGUGUGUACGUCUGUGUCUUCUCGGGGGUCGGGGACUUUUUAUUUAUCCGUAUCGCUCAGUAAUGACGUAAUACUGUACAACUUUGAUGUAUGCCUUGCUCAGUUUGCAUUAUUUGAUUUUCUUCCACAGGAUAUUGUGUUCUAUUAAAAACCAGUUUGGCAUCUUGCA